AUGUAUCACAUGAAAGUCAAAGAUAUUAUUGAUUACAAAAGCCGUUAAGAUAUUUUCUGUAAUUGGGAAAAAACGAAGCUCAAGGUCCCCUUGCAUUUCAAGUUUCAAAACAUAGUGAAGCUAGAUAAUAAUUAAUUUUUCUUCAUUGGAUAGACUUCUAAAUCUAUGAUUAUUUAUAAGCUUUACGAAAAAUAAGUUUUACUGCUCCACGAGCAAAAGGGUUUUACCAUUUAGCAAGCCUCCUAUACAUAAGGUUUAAAUAGAUUUAUUCUUAUAAUUGGAGGAUAUCAAGUAUUUGAUUAGAAAUCUCAAUCUAAAUUGCACAAAACUCUAAAUUAAAGCUAAAAUUCAAUGCAUUUGAAAGUUACAUAUUUUGAUACAAUGCGAAAUGAGUUUAAAGAUGACAAUAGAUUUGGAAAACUUAAUAAAUAAAGACUGGAUUGUGGCACAGCAGUAACUGGUGUUAAAAAUAACUUGCUAUAUGUAUUUGGAGGAAUUAAAAAGAUAAUAACAAAACCAGAAGAGGUAAAGUCAAAUAAUGAAUUUACUUAUGAGAAACAGAACUUAAAUAAUCCUAAUAAAUCUUUUGAAAUGCUUUAAUUCAAACAUGAUUCCCAAAUUUUCUAAAUUGACUCAGUAAUACAUCUUAAAGAUCAGCAUUUUAUUCUAUUUGGAUAGGAAUUUAAAUUGAACGAUAAAAAGUAAAUGGCUUUGUAUAAUUAAGUUAAAUUUUUUGAAGAAGAGUAAAAUCAUCAAUGGAUUUUAAGUGAUUUGUGUGAUACUUUAUAUUUAAAAGGAAGUUAGCCCAAGAUCUUAGAAAAAUGCAAAUCAAAUCAUAAUUAUCAAGAUAUAUAAGUGAUAGGAGAUACCUAUGUUUUAUCAAAUGAAUAUGGAGUUUUCAUCUACGAAUUUAAAAACAUAUUCUAACUAAGAACAUUUUAUAGAUGUGGUACUGAAAUGAUUACUUCCUUAAAAUGA
Messenger RNA from Stylonychia lemnae, 978 nucleotides. The record is from the annotation of a GenBank genome assembly. Lineage: Eukaryota; Ciliophora; Spirotrichea; Sporadotrichida; Oxytrichidae.